Raphanus sativus (radish) is the source of this 594-nucleotide messenger RNA. RefSeq lists its product as uncharacterized. The coding region runs from base 31 to 537 and encodes 168 amino acids. Gene Ontology annotation, molecular function: enzyme inhibitor activity. Lineage: Eukaryota; Viridiplantae; Streptophyta; Magnoliopsida; Brassicales; Brassicaceae. The record is from RefSeq and is a predicted model, not a curated record. The transcript has a single exon.
AACUAAAAAGGUCUAAAUCAAAUAAAUAAAAUGGCGGGUCGCGACAUUUUCCAGCUGCGUUUCGUGGCUGUCGUGGCAUCCGCCGCCGUAUUGAUCUUCCUUGUAUCCAGCCAAGUCGCGGAGGCAUCGCGUAUGAUGAACAUAUGCUCUCACACUCCGUAUCCAUCUCUGUGCCAGCCUUUGGUGAAGCGUGAAACGAACCCAAGAAGAGCCACGCACAAAACCAUACAGGCUUUGGAGGCUAAGACAAGACUAGCUCUAACUGAAGCGGCCAGGUACAAAAGCGGUAACCAAGAGAUCACGACAUGUUAUGAAACGCUUACCGACGCGCUUUAUAAUUUGGCAAGCGCGAGGAAGAGUAUAAGGAAACGUGAUGUGAUGGCGAUGAACAUGUUUUUAACUGCGGCUGUGUCUGAUUACGGUGUAUGCGUUGAAGGGUUCAUUGACAAGGGUCAGGUUAAUACGGUUCAAAAUUCAGCGGUUGAUUUGAGGAAAACUGGCAGCAAUUGCUUGACGUUAUCUACAUUGAUUAGAUGAUAAACUAACAAACAUUUGUUAUUUUCUCCAAAAAAAUACUAAUUAAUUUCUUCAAAA